AUGAAUCAGCAAAGAGGCUGGAAGGAAUAUGACGAAGAGUACCUGGCGCAGGUUCAGGCCAGGGAGAGGCGGAUGGAGCGGGAGAGAAUGCGUCGCGAAAGUGACGGACGGCGGAGGGAGCGGGAUGAAGAUCGAAGAGCGAGAGAACAGGGGCGAGAAGAGAGGGAAGAGCGGGAAAGACAAGGGGAAGAGCGGGAACGAGAACGGGAGGAGAGAAAGCGUGCGCGGGAAGAAAAGGAGACGCGGAGAGCGGAACGGGCGAGAAUACGUGAAGAACGGGAGAGGAGGAGAGCCGAGCGGGGAAAAAGGGAUACGCACACGGAUGGAGAGGUCGAUACGGGAAGGGAAGAGCGACGGCUAGAUUCCCGUGAUGACGGCUAUAAAGACAACUCGGACAUCGACGAACGAGAAAUCAUGAAGAAGGAGUGGAAAACUGGCAUGAAACACAAACCUGGAGAUCACUUGCCCCCUCAUCGAACCAAGCGGAAAGCACAUGUUAAAGAAAAGGUCACUGAAUAUACCUCCGAUGAAGAUGAGCGGAAGUCCAUGUUCAAGGAAUGGAGAACGGGCUUCAAGUGGCUACCGGGGCUGAACAAGAAGAAGCAGGAAACGUCCCAGGGGAGGAUCCGUGCCACCAUGAACGAGAAGCGAGACGCCCCGGGUAGGCGAAUCAUCAGCGGAACGGUUCUUGAAAAGGGCCGUCCGACUCUCUAUGAGCACAUGCUUGGGAAAGGCGGCGGAUCCGUGAGCGAGUUUACCGACGAAACUGCGUUCAAGAGACGCCGUCGGAAACGGAUUGUUAUCUGCUGUAUCAUUGUCGUCGCCAUCCUUCUCAUCGCCAUCCCAGUCGGUGUUUUCGUCAACAAGAAGAACAAGGAGUCACCACCGAGCCAGGCCACCGAUAAAUCCACGAGACCCUCAAACUACAACCUACAGGGCGUCACAAAAGAUAGCAUCCCGCCCGAAGCGCAAGGCACCCUUCUCGACCCCUUCACUUGGUAUGAUACCGUCGACUUCAAUCUUACCUACACCGCCGAGACGGUCGGUGGACUCUCUAUCAUGGGCAUCAACUCCACGUGGGACGACGAUAUACAAGCGAAUCCCAACGUCCCAAACCUGGAAGACGAAUUUCAGUACGGGAAAGUACCUAUCCGCGGCAUGAAUGUGGGUGGCUGGUUGAACCUCGAGCCGUUCAUCACCCCGUCAUUCUUCUCGCGGUACAGCGCAAGAGACGGGGUCAUUGACGAAUGGACGUUCACCUCCAAACUCGGGCCAGCGAAGUCAGCGCAAACACUGGAGCAGCAUUAUUCUUCAUUUAUCACCCGCGACACGUUUGUUGAGAUUCGAAACGCUGGGUUUGACCACGUCCGUAUCCCAUUCGGGUACUGGGCCGUCACAACCUACGAUGGCGACCCGUACGUCUCCAAAAUCGCAUGGCGAUAUAUGCUCCGUGGGAUCGAGUACUGCCGACAGAACGGACUACGCGUGAAACUCGACCUGCAUGGUGCGCCGGGGAGUCAGAAUGGAUGGAAUCACAGUGGGCGGCAGGGGCCCGCGGGAUGGCUGAACGGCACGGAUGGUGAUCUCAAUGCGCAGCGGACGCUCGAUAUUCACGAUCAGCUCAGCACCUUCUUCACCCAACCGCGGUACAAGAACCUAGUGACGGUCUAUGGUCUCGUGAACGAACCGCGCAUGGUGGACCUCGACACGAACAAAGUCCUCGACUGGACGUCGAAAGCCAUCUCUCUGAUUCGGAAGAACAACUACCCGGGCGUACUCGUCUUCGGCGACGGAUUCAUGGGCCUCGAUAAGUGGCAAGGAAAGCUCCAAGAGGACGAUAAACUCGUGCUGGAUGUCCACCAAUAUGUCAUUUUCAACGUCGAUCAGCUGAAGCUCGAACACACCGACAAGUUGAACUUCGCUUGCAAAGGCUGGACCGCGCAGACGGUACGGUCGCAAAACAAGCAGACCGGCUUCGGCCCAACUAUGUGCGGCGAGUGGUCACAAGCGGACACGGACUGCGCGACGUUUCUCAACAAUGUCGGUGUCGGCAGUCGCUGGGAAGGAACGCUGAACUCGGGGAACGCGAGCACGAGUGUGAUGAGGCCGACAUGUCCUACCGAGAACGACCCGGUGUGUCAAUGCAAAGAUUCCAACGCGGACCCAAGCGAAUACACAGACGUGUAUAAACAGUGGUUGCGCAUGUUUGCGGAGGCGCAGAUGGAGAGCUUCGAGAAAGGGUGGGGAUGGUUCUACUGGACCUGGCAAACGGAGCGUGCGGUACAGUGGAGCUGGAAGUUGGGGAUGCAGGCGGGAAUAUUGCCGACCAAGGCAUAUGACCGUGACUUCAAGUGCGAGGAGCCAUAUCCGGACUUUGGGGCGAUGGGGUUGCCGGAGAAUUAUUGA
Eremomyces bilateralis CBS 781.70 is the source of this 2406-nucleotide messenger RNA. Its product is annotated as glycoside hydrolase. The coding region runs from base 1 to 2406 and encodes 801 amino acids. Gene Ontology annotation, cellular component: cell surface; extracellular region. Gene Ontology annotation, biological process: glucan catabolic process. Gene Ontology annotation, molecular function: beta-glucosidase activity. The record is from RefSeq and is a predicted model, not a curated record. NCBI's taxonomy places the organism in Eukaryota, Fungi, Ascomycota, Dothideomycetes, Eremomycetales, Eremomycetaceae. The transcript has 2 exons.